AUGACCUUGUCACAAAGAUUCGCCUAUCAUUCGGAACUAGGGAAAACCUACGUCAAAUUUUGGGACCAACAAUACGGAGAAUCGGUCACAGAUUACGAAACGCGAUUCCGGGCUCUGCAAUUGAAAGCACAAAGACGACUUGACACGGAUCCGACGGCAGAUUACUGGAUCACGAUCCACGGUAUUAGAUUAAAUAUGAGGGAAGCCUUCCUCGCCGGACUCAGAAGAGACAUCAAGAGCAUGGUUUUUCCCCUGACUCCGGCAUCUUUUGACGAGGCCGUCGGACUCGCGGUCACGAUCGAGUCGAAAAUAAAAGAAACCGAGGAUUUCGAACAGUUACGGAGGCUACAUGCAAGAUCAAUCGAUGAUGACGCGAUUGAGGCUGAUUUGAGAGCGAUGAACAUCAGGUUCGCAAACUCCACAAAAGCCGACGGACAGAAACGUGCAGUCCGAAACGAAAAGAACAAACCCGAGUACAGAGGGCGGAAACAGUCAGACAAACGGGUGAGGAAACCUAAUACCAACGAUAACAUUUGCUACAGAUGUGCCAAACCGGGGCACUAUGCACGGGAUUGUAGAACCCCCGCUCACCUAAUAAAAAAACAACAACGUCCAACGAACAAAAUCGCGACCGAAGAAAAAAGAGAAGAUCCAAAGAAUGACCCGGAGGCGGUCGCGAGUACCAGCCAAAAUUUAAACUAA
This is a messenger RNA of Diachasmimorpha longicaudata, 702 nucleotides long. RefSeq lists its product as uncharacterized. Gene Ontology annotation, molecular function: zinc ion binding; nucleic acid binding. Lineage: Eukaryota; Metazoa; Arthropoda; Insecta; Hymenoptera; Braconidae. The transcript has a single exon. The record is from RefSeq and is a predicted model, not a curated record. The coding region runs from base 1 to 702 and encodes 233 amino acids.